CCGCAAGAUGGCUUCUCAAGCGGCAGCAAAGGCUGCUGGUGGCCUUGUUUCCAUCUCAAAGAAACACACUCUCCAGUCCACCGGCAUCUGGGAGACGAUCCGAAAGGCCUUUGCCAUCGACCCCAACCGCUCCAACGGCGUCCCCCUCAAUCCUUACUUCCGAAACCCGACCCCCGGCGGCCUGGACCCCCAGAGCUACGAUGAUCCCGUCACGAUUCCCGCCGGCGACAUCGCCGACAACGCCUACUGGAAGCGAGACGUCCGCCGCUCGUACCCUCAGCUCAGCGUCGUCAACCAGGGCUACGCCGUGUCGCUGCUGACGGUCGGAAGCGCCGCGAAGCCCAAGGUCGAGCUGAUUGGCGAGGCCGGAGAGCAGGCCCUCGUGGCUGCGCAGAAGGAGGGCGAGACCGGCCUGGCGACGUUUUUUGAAAAGGCCCCCAAGGAUGUGGCCAAGGAUGUGUUUGUCGACGGCCUGCCUCCUGUGCCGAGCGGACAGACGUUGGUGUCGGGAGCGUGGGAUGUGCACAAGUACGAGCUUCACGAGGAGCAGGAGCAGACAUAUGGUGCUGGCUAUCCUUGCAGGACAUUCAAAUAAACUAGGGGGAGAUGGCUGUGUGUAAAUAAAGACGAGAUGAAGAAAGACGAUAGAAUUUCCUACUGAUGCUCUGUUUCCUUUUAUGAACGCCUAAUCUUUUCCCUUGAUAAUUCUAACCGAUACCACAACUCCAUGAACCCCAAAACCCUCUAUGAUUUCUAUAUUGUUGACACUGAGAUGGAAGAUGGGAACCUCUUGAAUAGAGCAUUAGACAAUCCCCAAUGCUGGCCAAGUCGAGAGUCGUCCUAGUUUAGCAUCUUCUCAAUAAUCUUGACUUUGCCCUGCGCCCUCUUCACCCGGUCGUCAAAGUCCUGCACAGCCUCAUCGGAAUUCUCCGUCGACAGCGUAUCAGGCUCGACCAGCGCAUAUGCCAGCUUGAUGUUCUUCUCCAGCCUCGGAUUCUUGGGCAGUGGUGGCAGCGUGCA
Trichoderma atroviride IMI 206040 is the source of this 1020-nucleotide messenger RNA. RefSeq lists its product as uncharacterized. Lineage: Eukaryota; Fungi; Ascomycota; Sordariomycetes; Hypocreales; Hypocreaceae. The record is from RefSeq and is a predicted model, not a curated record.